Pararge aegeria (speckled wood butterfly) is the source of this 1157-nucleotide messenger RNA. RefSeq lists its product as uncharacterized. Gene Ontology annotation, molecular function: odorant binding. Bases 105 to 1115 code for a protein of 336 amino acids. Gene Ontology annotation, biological process: sensory perception of smell. The record is from RefSeq and is a predicted model, not a curated record. Lineage: Eukaryota; Metazoa; Arthropoda; Insecta; Lepidoptera; Nymphalidae. The transcript has 8 exons.
GACGACUGCACAGCGAAUUUCAGUUGAUUGCAUAAGAUUCACGUGGAAUUAUGUACGCUUUUUUGAAGUGAAUUUGUGUAUUAAUUAAAAUUUUUGAAUUGAAAAUGGAAAAAUUAUUUCUCCUUUGCCUGCUCAUCUGCUCGGCAUACGCCAAGAUCUCAGUAAUGUACGCUCACGAAAGAAUGUCUGAUUUGAUGGCUGAACAGUGCCUUAAUGAAAUGUUCCCGAAAGGCAAACGGGUUGAGCUCCAAGAUUCCGAUGAGUCCUGUAUCAUCUACUGUGUCUUGAAGAAGUUCGGCAUCAUGAAUGGGACUGGACAAAUUAACUUAGAUAUUUACAGGAAACGUGUACGCCAAGCACACCAGCUAGAUACUCGUCACAUGAUAGACGACAGAGGAGGCGCAUGCAUUGAGAGUGCUGAAGCCACGCAGCACAAGCAAGACGUUUGCAAGAAGGCCAAAGUGUUCAACGACUGCACUCAUCUGUAUAGAUUAAUCUUUAAAUCUCCAAGAAACUACUGUCAUACUAUCAGAUAUCUUUCCAUCGCUUCUCGGAUUAUCCAUAUUAAUAAAAUGCUGCUGUACACGUUUUUGAGCCUAAUUGGAUGCACGCUGGCCUCACAACCACAUGGCUCAUCCGGAACAUUAGUUGAUUUCACGGACCCCAAGGUACAAGGUCACCUAGACGCAUUAGUCCGUAUGGCACAAUCCUGUGUGAUCAAAGUUCGGGCAUCACCAAAAGACGUCAGAGCGUACUUCACCAACUCGCCGCCUAUAACCCGAUCGGGGCAAUGUUUCGCGGCGUGCAUGCUAGAGCAGAGUGACGUUAUUAACCACGGAAAGGUAAACCGAGACCUCCUCGUUCAUCUUGCAAGCCUGGUAAACGGCAAGAACUCCCGCGUCGUCCGCAAACUACACAGCAUAUCCCGGCUCUGCCUCGACAGCAUCGAAGGAAUGUCUGACAGAUGUCAACUAGCCUCCACAUACAAUGACUGCCUGAACGAGAAUAUGAUCGAGUUUGCUUUCCCUCUUGACAUAGCGGAGGAGGCUGUCAGGAAGAUGCCGUUUCACCUUAUUCAGCCGAAUUUACCGCAAGAAUUGAGACACGCAUUUUAGCCAAGGAUUUUUUUGUAUGUUUUAAUAAAUUUUAUUAAUAAA